UCUCGGCGUUUCGAAUCUAUCGGAUUUUAUCCUACUCAUCUGUUGCGUGGCCCAAUGCAAUUCAGAAUUUUAUCAGACUAAUUGCCAACCAUUGGUUUACCGUUGUACCUGUUUGGAUCUAUUGUAUAUGCGGCCAACUCCAUGCUUUCUACGUCCAGAAAAUGGUGGCUAGGUUAAAUUUACUUAGCGAAGUGUCAAGAAAUACGAGAACGGUAAAUCGCAUUGUUUCUCCGCGUUCAUUUAACAUUUUACGGUCUCUGAGGCAACUGUACUCGGCCGCUGAAUUGCUCCAUCGUCAUUUUAGUACCAUGUUGAUGGUACAUUCUUGCUCGAUGCUAAUCAACAUGUUCGCUGCUUCCUACUAUUCGAUCGAGUUUCUUCGUCAAGGAGAUAUUGUUAUGCUUUGCCGGGACAGCAGUGACAUGAUAGGAUCCUUUAUUCGAUUUUGGCUCAUGUGUCAUACCGCUGAUCGGAUACGAGAGACUGCUGCGGAAUGCAUCCCAAUCCUGAGAGAGUUAAGAGACUACACUGAUGGAAAGGCAGAUGUGAUGGCUUCUACUGACAGGAUUAAAAUUACGUCAUUUAUCAUUGAGAUAGCACAAUUGGAAAAGAAUGGAGAUCGACAGAGUUUGUACGGGUUACUGCCUUUAUCCAAGAGGCUUAUUAUUCCGACGAUGGAGAUUAUUUUCACGUACCUGAUCAUCAUCUACCAACUCAAAGCUGCUGCCCACUAAUUACAUACAUACCCAAAAAUUCCCAGUAUAUCACUGGACAAUUAAGGUGUCAAUGAUUGGGUUUUGAAAUUGUUGUUUCAAUUUAUUGCACGUUUAAAAGUGUUGGCUUGUUAAAGUGUACCAAUUAUCGAACAGAAAUGUGUCAUGCGAAAUAAGAAAGCAAGAAUUAAGCAACAAAAGGGAGUAGAAUGAAAAUUUGCGAUCGUGGUGGGGGUCUAGAAUCCCUCUC
This is a messenger RNA of Daphnia carinata, 963 nucleotides long. RefSeq lists its product as uncharacterized. Gene Ontology annotation, cellular component: membrane. The record is from RefSeq and is a predicted model, not a curated record. Gene Ontology annotation, biological process: sensory perception of taste. Bases 162 to 734 code for a protein of 190 amino acids. The transcript is spliced from 4 exons. NCBI's taxonomy places the organism in Eukaryota, Metazoa, Arthropoda, Branchiopoda, Diplostraca, Daphniidae.